Molecule: messenger RNA, 2127 nt
Organism: Ilex paraguariensis (yerba mate)
Lineage: Eukaryota; Viridiplantae; Streptophyta; Magnoliopsida; Aquifoliales; Aquifoliaceae
Source: the annotation of a GenBank genome assembly
AUGAUCAAACAGAUACUUAAUAGGCUCCCACGGAAGCCAUCUAAAUCAGCCGAAAAUCGUGAUGGAGGAACCUCUGCUUUCUCUUCCAAUUCUUCUUCUAGUUCAAGGAGCAGUGAUCUAGCAAGUAAUCGGUCUGGGAACCUAAAUGCUACAUCUGUUCCAAUUCAUAAUUCUACUUCAAAUUCAGGACUAAAUCACGGAAAUAAGCUUCCCCAGGCUUUAAAUUUGAAGGUGAAUGGUAGUUCAACAAUUUCUUCCUAUGAGACAUUGCCUAGUUUUAAAGAUGUUUCAAACUCAGAGAAGCAGAACUUGUUCAUCAAAAAGCUGAGCUUGUGUUGCAUUGUGUUUGACUUUGCUGACCCAACGAAGAAUUUGAAAGAAAAGGAAAUCAAGCGCCAAAAUUUGGUAGAGCUUGUCGACUUUGUGACUUCUGCAAAUGGGAAAUUCACAGAACCUGUCAUGCAAGAAAUCGUGAAGAUGGUAUCCACAAAUUUGUUCAGGACACUUACUGCUCAACCUCGUGAGAACAAAGUCUUAGAAGGCUUUGAGUUGGAAGAAGAGGAGCUCCUCAUGGAUCCAGCAUGGCCUCACUUGCAAAUUGUGUAUGAAUUCCUUCUCAGGUUUGUGGCAUCACCAGAUACGGAUGCAAAGUUGGCUAAGCGGUACAUUGAUCACUCUUUUGUUCUAAGGUUGUUAGAUCUCUUUGAUUCGGAGGAUCCUAGAGAAAGGGAAUACUUGAAAACUGUUCUGCACCGCAUAUAUGGAAAGUUUAUGGUGCACCGUCCAUUCAUUAGGAAAGCAAUCAACAACAUUUUUUAUCGUUUUAUUUUUGAAACUGAAAAGCAUAAUGGAAUCGCAGAGCUGUUAGAAAUUUUGGGCAGUAUUAUCAAUGGCUUUGCUUUGCCACUGAAAGAAGAGCACAAGCUCUUUCUUGUUCGUGCACUGAUACCACUUCACAAACCAAAAUGCAUACCCAUGUACCAUCAGCAGUUAUCUUACUGUAUUACUCAAUUUGUGGAAAAAGACUGCAAGCUUGCCGAUACUGUAAUACGGGGUCUAUUAAAGUAUUGGCCAAUCACAAACAGUUCAAAGGAAGUCAUGUUCUUAGGUGAGCUAGAGGAAGUUUUAGAAGCGACUCAACCUCCAGAGUUCCAGCGCUGUAUGGUGCCCUUGUUUCGCCAGAUUGGUCGUUGCUUGAGCAGUUCACACUUUCAGAGGCACCUAGUGAGCUCACAUCGCCUUCGCCUCUCUUCACCAUCUCUCACUCAGAUCGCUCAUCACUCUCAUUUAGGUCGCAUCUUACUUAGAUCGCCUCAGAUCCCAUCUGUUCCUCUUUCUCUGGUAUAUGUCCUCCUUUCUCUCGUAUCGGUCCUUUCUCAACUGGAUAUAAUAAGAGUUAUAGGCGUUGUUGAAGACAUGCCAGAAAAUCGACUCGCCUGUUUGCGUGUGGAUAAACUAUGGAAAGCUAGAGGCGAGUAUGAGGUUAUUGAUCUUGGGUAUGAGAGUUUUCUCUUUCAAUUCGACCAAUUGGGGGAUAGGGAAAGGGGUCAUCAUAGGAGUUUGCCUAAAAGAGUGGGGACAAAUCCUACUGGGAAAAAGAGAUUGAAGUAUGAUGAUGCUAACAUGUUGAUUGCAGAGGGUAAAGUCUACAAGCAUGAUGCAAUCCAUGCAAUGAAUGCUACUUUUCCACCUCAUUCCUGGCCAUCUUCUAUUCUAGCGAUGUCAAUUCAUCCUAAGUCACUAUAUCUGGUGGCCCCUUUUGCGUUGGUGGCAGAGAGGGCUCUGUUCUUAUGGAACAAUGAUCAUAUUGAAAACCUAAUCAAACAAAAUCGAAAAGUUAUAUUGCCGAUUAUCUUCCCUGCCCUAGAGAGAAAUGCAAGAAAACACUGGAAUCAGGCAGUGCAGAGCUUGACACUAAAUGUCCGCAAAAUCUUCUCUGAUAUUGAUCCUGAACUCUUUGAAGAGUGCUUACUCAAGUUUCAGGAAGAUGAAGCUCAAGAGCAAGAGAUUAAGUUGAAGCGUGAAGCAACAUGGAAACGCUUAGAAGAGAUUGCUGCAAUGAGAGGUGCCAGUAAUGAACCAGUGCUUGUUGCCAGCAGGAUACCCACUCGCACAUUAUCUGGCUAG